AUGCUAAUCGUUUCCCAGAUGCCUCCAAGCCGCGGACUGAACGAGACCUUGCAAGACUCGGCACUUGAAAAGGGCGUUGAGAAGUUGUGUCAGGAACUCGACAGAACUAUCAAGGCAAAAGGCACGGAAGGAAUCGCUGAAGACACUCUAGAAUCAAUCCAUGCUACCCUGCACACGACGAAGGCAACGAAAGCCAUAACUGAGACAGCCGUGAGGGGUCUUCUUUCAAUGUUAGAGAAUGAUCGCGGCGAGUUGUGUUGUCCUUUCGAUGUGAAAGCUUUCUGUGUCAUUCUUGAAAUUGCACUCAGAAGCGAGGAGUGUCGAGAAAGUGAGCGUGUUCUCGUUCUGCUUGCCAAGGAACUUCACACGCAAUCAACACCUCAGGAAACUGAGAGCUCCCACGGUAUUUUGGUCGAGAUUUCAAAGCAAGUGAACGUCGCUCGCCUUAUUGAGUACUUUGUCGAUCGUUCGAGGCCAGACGGAAUGAGAAGAUGGGUUGGUAUCAUCAUGCAACAGCUUCUGAGAGGCCCAGAGGCAGUUUCUGAGCAAUUUCAACAUACACCCGAGGACGUCAGACGCAGCAUUGGUCCCAUGAUUAUCAAUGAAGAUAAUGAAAUCCUCAGAUUGAUUUGUGGACGGGUUUUUGCGUUACUACUAAACGCUGAUGUUCUGCCCGAAGAACUCUGCCCUGUGAAAACUGACAAAAGGGAAUACGAGGAUUUUCCAGUUGAGUUGCAGAAUUUGAAUGAGUGGAAAUCGCAAUUCCAGCAGUGGGUAGACCGGAAGUGGCCCGAUAAUGAAAGCCAAACACCACCGCAUAUGCUUUACUAUAGUCUUGGAGUUGUGACAAUACCACCAUUUCGAUUGGGAACAUUGGGUGAGAGUAUAGAACUGGUUCUAGAAGACGGCUAUAUCCUUCUACUGAAAAGCUCUACGGAAGAAGAAUUGGAUCAGAUACUGCAAGUACCAUGCAAGUCUAUCUCCCGAGUUUCUGUCAUCGAUAGCUCUAUUAUAAUCAACGGAAGAGAAGUUUACGAUAUUGUUUUUGACAUCAAGAAUAAGCAAGAGCAUUCUUCUUAUCUAAAUUCCCGACCUACCACUCUUCAACAACUACGUUUGACCACAGAUUCAAAUAGAAACGAACUAAUGAUCGAUCUUCACGAUGAAUGUCCCGAAGCAGAGUUCCAACCGGAGAGGGUUCAAGUUUCUCAAGCUGAAGAUGAUAUACUAGUUCAAGGAAAGGGAAGUUCGCCAGCUGCAGAAAGUUACGAGCGGCCCUCGGAAGACGAGCAUCAACCAGCAACAAGUGAUCCAAUAACGGAAUCCGAGGACGAAGCGCUAGAUUCCCUGUUUAACCUCGAUCGUCAGUUUCAAGCCGGAAGUUCUCGACAUCAAGAAGAUAAAACCAUAUCUUUGAACGUGAAUGAUAAAUUGGAACAGUCCCAACAAAAGUCGAGCAGAGAAUGUGCAGCGAACAAAGUCGAUUUACCUCAGCACGGUGAUGUUUUGAGCUUCAGCGAUUCGCCUACGAUGCAUACCCAUCGAAAGAAUAUUCCAUCAUUCAACGAAACUUUAGGAACAGACGACAAGAGUUUUGAAAUAAGUGGCCAGGCACUUCUUUUGAGGCAGACAGACAAAUCUCGCCCCCAAAUCUCUCAACCUCUACCAAUAAUUGCAACCAAUGUCAACCAUGCUGUCAAGACUAAAGGUAAAGUUUCUGCAAGUCAAAAAAACGGAAGGGAAGCACUCGUACCAGAAGCACAACCAAGUACUUCUCAAGCACCACCAAACCAGAAUGCCAAUUUGAAAGUUAAUAAACUGUCAAAGAAGUAUGCUGUUAAACCCAAGACACCAAUCGUGGGCCUGAAGAGCGUUAAAGUGAAAACUCCUCUGCCAAGUGUGCCAGAGCCAGUAAUAGCGACUUCAAACAAGAACAAAUCCGAUGAGGGAUCUGCGCUAGUCCAGACACAUAUUUAUGAUUUGCCUGAGAUCAACGACGACGGAAGAGAAUCCAAGACGGACAGUCAAACUAACCAGGGGACAAGAAAAAAGCCUGCUAGUUCGAAACAAAAGGGCAAAUCCGUUGUAAAAGGCAAGGGAAAGAAUACAAAGACCUACCAAAAAGCUAAGCCCACCCAAACGGCAGUCGCGGAACCUAUAGUCGUGAAGAGGAUUAGCCAAAGAGCGGCUGCUAGUCAAGCCAAACUUAGCAUGAGCAAAAUCAAUGACGAUUUGGAGGAGAUUGAAGAUGACUUUUCUGAUGGGAGAGACAGUGGACCAGCGCAGCCCAAUGUCUCGCGAAAGCGUAAGACGGCGGAGCAGCCAGCUGAGCCAGCUUUAUCGGAGAUCAAUUUUGCUUCAGUACUAGAGUCGGCUGCAGAGGAAGAUAAGGAGGCCUUUGUUCUCCAGCAGCAAGAUGCUCAGGUACUAAGUCUAGUUGAUUACAGUCUCUCUUCUGGAGACCCAUUCGCAGUGGAUGAUUUGUACUCUGCUAGUCCGCCGAGACCAAAGGAUCAACAAGGUUAUCCUCAAGAAACCCCCACAAAGCCUUCUCGAAAGACGGCAGCCGUGAAUUUCGCCAGCCAAUUGGAUGAUCUUUUGAGCGAUGAUACUAAGGGCGAUAAAAAGACCACUCACAUCAAAAAUCUGAACAAGAGUCUCUUCAAGACAAACUUAUCUCCCAGUACACCACCGGAAAAGUCGGGAAAACUUCAGUAUAGCACAUCAGAAAGUUGCUUGGGUGUCAUAAACAAAGACUUGCCAGAAACCGUGGUCGAGGAUGCUGAAUAUCAUAAUAGUCACAAAGACCGAGAUACAGAUUUAGAAAAACUACAGUUAGAGGAUGGUAACUCAAGCCAGCCAGCUCAACGUGUUAAAGAAGUGGCACUCGCCAUUCCAUGCGAGACGAAAGCCAAGAAAAGUCAAAUGAUCAAAAAGACAUAUGAUCUCAAAAAACUGACAGACACUAAGCUUCCUACCAGAGCAGACGAGAAGAUCAUUACGAAGAUGGACGAGUAUGUACUCACCGCAGAUAUAACCGAUCCAGUACUUGCAAUUCCAAGCCACUCCUUGAGCAGAUUUUCGAUUAACUCAAAGCAGGAAGCGAUUCACGGACCAGUUGCUACAAAGGCGUCAGCUUCCACUGACCAUCAAUUAGAAGGCCUGCAAACUCUACAACUACAAGAUGUAAAUUUGGUCGAGGAAAAAAAGCGUAAGGUUGCAACAGAGAUUGCUCUACCGCCUAAACGCCGUAGACAGAUUGCGACAAAUAACUCAGGAAGCCCUUCAAUCUCACCAUCUGGUCCUCGCGCACAAGGAAAUGCAUUUCCCGAAAGCUUAGCUAGCGAAAGUAGAGCUCUACUUGAUGAUCGAAGUAUUCGCAAACCAAAGUUUAUACACUUUAACGCUAAAGGUGCACAAAAUCAGGGUUCUUCUGGUACGUCCAUGCCUGUUACAAAACGAGAUCUUAAGCUAGACACCAAAACAUCAAAUACUGCGAGAGUCAAGUCGCAAGACAUGUUAAAGAGUAAACGAAGACAUGAUGAUCAUCAUGACUCAGACCAAGAAAGUUUGUUUGUUUCUCAAAGUCCACCCAGGAAGCGUCAAAGUGUUAGCCCGCCGAACGUAGCUUUACCAACAGAUACACCGAUCCUAGCAGAUGAUAAAAGUAGUCCUAGAAUUCCCACAGCUCUCAAAUCAAGCUCACAAGGAUCUCGAGUGGAUGCAUUCGGUAGCCCACAAGCACAACACAUUGUACCUUCCAUUAGUCAUGCUCUCAGAGUCGAGCGAAGAGAAGCAGCACCAGAGUUUGGCAAGGCAGGGUCACAGACUAUGGACUCGCACCAGGAUUUACCUGAAAUCAAAGUUCUAUCUCCUGGAUUUGAUGCCAAGGAUGCUCCAGAGCUUUUUGGUCCGCCUAUCAAGGUAGUAAGCAUACCGAAAGCUCGCCCUGCUCCACCAGGAGAGUCUUCUGUUCGAUACGUCCCGCAUACAAAGACUCAGAGCGGAUCUUAUAAAGACAUUUCAACCAUGGAGAACAUACAAGAGGUAAAAGUUCUGCCGGAUCCGUUCGUUGAUGUCGCCCAUCACAAAUUGAGUGGAUUUACAGAACGAUUACGGGCACGUGAAGCUGAUGGAGGCUUGAGUGUUCGUUCCAGCGAUCCCGACAAAACUCUAGUGGAGUUUACAGAGCAAAGCUAUGAUAGAGAGUCAUCUUCACCGAGUGUAUUGUCGAGUAAUUCGUCUUUUCGAUCGGCCGGUUCCUCAGACACUCCAAGACGAGAAUUAUCACCUUCUAGUCAAUGGUCAAAGGCUGUCAGACCACAUUACAAAGGAUAUGCAGAUACUGUUCAUAAAAUUGCUGAUGAGAUGGUGAUUAGAUUGACCAAUGAAGAAGAUGCAUCAGAGCUGGUCGUUCGUCAAUACAAGGGGAACGCUACGAGUAUGCUAGAGGAUUUAAGUGGCAAGAGAGAUGUGGAGAAGCUCAAUAUACGCCAACAAAUCGAAAACAAAAAGGCAGAAUUGAUUCGAAUGUAUUCUGAAGCUGGGACAGCCGUGAAGCAAAUCGAAAAGGAUAUAAAAACUUCUCCCAUAGGUGAUGUUGAUGGAAAGUGGGAGGAAAGACAAGAGUUCAUACAAAGAGAAUUGAAGGGAGGGAGACGCACAUCGGAUUAG
This is a messenger RNA of Botrytis porri, 4674 nucleotides long. RefSeq lists its product as uncharacterized. The transcript has 7 exons. NCBI's taxonomy places the organism in Eukaryota, Fungi, Ascomycota, Leotiomycetes, Helotiales, Sclerotiniaceae. The coding region runs from base 1 to 4674 and encodes 1557 amino acids. The record is from RefSeq and is a predicted model, not a curated record.